GGGUACAUAAUGCAUCUCGCGUUUCACCAACUGCUUCUCUCUCUUUCUCUCUCUCAUAAUCAGAGUCCAAAGGGAACCAAACCUAUAACGCAAACGAGACCUUCAAAUCUCUCGCUCUCCUAUCGUCUCCUCAUAUAUCCUCAAAUCAAAACCUAUAAAAGAAACCUGUUUUCGAAAUCUUCCCUCUAAUUUCUUCCCCGUUUCUCAAUUUUGCUAUAUUCUUCUACUACGAUCGGGCUAAAUCAACCCUAGAUUGUAUUUCUGGCCCAAGAUUGAACUUUUUCUGUAUAGAUCUGAGUGUUGAUCCAUCUUUUUUAGUUUAAAGAAAAUCCAAAUCGUUGAUAUUUUAAAAGAUAAUAUUUCGGUUGAAUUAGGUGAGAUCGAGGUAUCUAGCUGUGAGAAUUAUUGAGAAAAGAAGGGGAAGAGGAUUUUUGGGAGGGUUAUUGACGUGGUGAGGAACAAGAAGAGAAAAUGGCAGAGCAAGGAAGCUUGGAAGGAAGCCAACCUGUGGAUCUUUCCAAGCACCCUUCUGGCAUUGUUCCCACUCUUCAGAAUAUUGUAUCAACAGUGAACUUAGAUUGUAAGCUCGAUCUCAAGCAAAUUGCAUUGCAAGCACGCAAUGCUGAAUAUAACCCAAAGCGUUUUGCUGCUGUCAUUAUGAGAAUUAGGGAACCAAAAACUACAGCAUUGAUUUUUGCCUCUGGGAAGAUGGUGUGUACAGGUGCAAAAAGUGAACAGCAGUCAAAAUUGGCAGCAAGGAAGUAUGCUCGAAUUAUCCAGAAGCUUGGGUUUCCUGCCAAGUUCAAGGAUUUCAAGAUUCAGAAUAUUGUCGGUUCCUGUGACGUGAAGUUCCCUAUCAGACUUGAAGGUCUGGCAUACUCUCAUGGUGCUUUCUCAAGCUAUGAACCUGAGCUCUUUCCAGGCCUAAUUUAUCGCAUGAAGCAGCCAAAAAUUGUGCUGCUUAUUUUUGUCUCGGGAAAAAUUGUGAUCACAGGAGCCAAGGUAAGGGAUGAGACAUACACAGCGUUUGAGAAUAUAUACCCUGUCCUUACUGAGUUCAGGAAGGUCCAACAAUGAUAAACAUUGGAUUUGGGGGAUUGAGUGUUGCUUUGAGGGCUAUGGUUGGGGUGGUUUCAAGUGUGCAUAUGUGGAGUGGUUUUGGCUGCUAUGGCUGAUAAGCUGUGGGUCAGUUGCUAGGGUAUUUUAUCCAGUGGAUAAUUUGAUCAAGAAUGUAACCUGUAAUUAGUGAAUUGGAUCAGGAGUUAGGCGAGGAGAUGAAGAAGUUAAAGAACAUGAUUUGUCUAAUCUUGGACGAGUUUAAUAUCACAGUCGUAGUUCCAAUUUUGUCUGGAAACUUGCAUUUUCUUCCUUAUUUAUGGGAUGUUUUUCUAGUUUAA
This is a messenger RNA of Manihot esculenta (cassava), 1397 nucleotides long. Its product is annotated as TATA-box-binding protein 2. Gene Ontology annotation, molecular function: DNA binding; RNA polymerase II general transcription initiation factor activity. The transcript has 9 exons. The record is from RefSeq and is a predicted model, not a curated record. Gene Ontology annotation, biological process: DNA-templated transcription initiation. Bases 472 to 1077 code for a protein of 201 amino acids. Lineage: Eukaryota; Viridiplantae; Streptophyta; Magnoliopsida; Malpighiales; Euphorbiaceae.